This is a messenger RNA of Hymenoscyphus albidus, 411 nucleotides long. The record is from the annotation of a GenBank genome assembly. NCBI's taxonomy places the organism in Eukaryota, Fungi, Ascomycota, Leotiomycetes, Helotiales, Helotiaceae.
AUGGUCUGCAAGAAAGACGUAAGCCUCUCCAACCCAACCUGUCAUCUCUCCAUUGUCCAUGAAACAACCGUCUCCAACACAACUACUCACACCUGGUCACAGGGAAUGUUCGAUGCAGACUCGACUCAGAGCGCGUGCGAGGAAUACCUUAAGCGAAAAACGGGUUCUGAAAAACAUGACUCAUGCCCAGAUUUCACUUUCGUGCCAGCCCCAUCUGAGGACAAAAUUCCCUACUGCGAGAGCAAGAAUUGGCAUCUAGGUGGAAAUGAGGUAAGUAUCUGUAUUGAUUUCUUGUACAUACAAAAGCUAACUCCCACGCCUCGGUAGUUUUUGGCUUACUGCAAACAAUUCGGUGGCGAUGAGGCACAGGACCUCGACCUGUCGUUAUCUAGGAAGCGCUUUCACGCGUAG